This is a messenger RNA of Chenopodium quinoa (quinoa), 941 nucleotides long. RefSeq names its product ATP-dependent Clp protease adapter protein CLPS1, chloroplastic-like. The transcript has 3 exons. NCBI's taxonomy places the organism in Eukaryota, Viridiplantae, Streptophyta, Magnoliopsida, Caryophyllales, Amaranthaceae. Gene Ontology annotation, biological process: proteolysis; protein catabolic process. The record is from RefSeq and is a predicted model, not a curated record. The coding region runs from base 281 to 754 and encodes 157 amino acids.
AUAACCCGAUUACCCGCUUUACAUAAAACUUUGAUUAAAAAUUGCCUCAAAAAAAUAAAACUUUGAUGAAAAAAAUAAAUAAAUAAAUAAAAUGAGACCCAGAAAAUGGGUAGUGGACAAAUGAGAAAAAUGAAAGGCAAAGGCAUCAGACUCAUACACGCGCACAGCACGGCCAUCACAAUUUACACAAAUUCUCAACACAAAAUCUGACACACACAAACACUGUGAACUUGCGAAGAGGAGAGAGAUAACUCCAUACACCCAACAAAGCUUCUCUCUAAUGGAGACUGCGAUUAUUGCCAGAUUAGCUCUUUCCCCCAACCAUGUUCUUAACCCUAUUUCCGGGGAUAAACAUUAUUUUUGUAAAGGAUUGUGCCACCACCGCGGAUUCCUUAUGGCUGUGUCAGCUACUGGAUCUUCUAAGGGAGGAGUAUUAGACAGACCUGUAAUUGAGAAAACUACCCCUGGACGUGAAUCUGAGUUUGAUCUGAGGAAAACAAGGAAAAUAGCUCCUCCAUAUCGUGUACUACUGCACAAUGACAACUUCAACAAAAGGGAAUAUGUUGUGCAAGUACUGAUGAAGGUUAUACCCGGAAUGACAGUCGACAACGCUGUAAACAUCAUGCAAGAAGCACACAUCAAUGGCAUGUCAGUGGUUAUAAUAUGUGCUCAGGCUGAUGCUGAAGACCAUUGUAUGCAGCUGAGAGGCAACGGGCUGCUGAGCUCUAUUGAACCUGCAGGCAGUGGAUGCUGAAUUGCGAAAGUGUGAAAGAGAGGCCUUGUGGUUGUGGGAAGGCCAACAUAGUUGUAUAAUGUUUAUAAAUUACAUCUACAUAUGUACAUAUCUGGUAGCCAUUGCCCAUGUGAACCUUGGUUUUUGUUGUGCUCAAAUUUAGACAAGAUUUAUCUUAUCAAUACAUAAUAUUGCUCUUACUUGACUA